Molecule: messenger RNA, 1663 nt
Organism: Lingula anatina
Lineage: Eukaryota; Metazoa; Brachiopoda; Lingulata; Lingulida; Lingulidae
Product: G protein-coupled receptor 12
Biological process (GO): G protein-coupled receptor signaling pathway
Cellular component (GO): membrane
Molecular function (GO): melanocortin receptor activity
Source: RefSeq, a predicted model, not a curated record
GCUACUGAAGGGUCGUUGGAUAUCCCUACAGUAAUGGCUAUUUAAGCAUUUUAUGAAUGGGUGCAACUUACACAAAAGAUGCAAUCUUAUCAAGAAUAUUUUUAAAAUCCAAUUAGAGACGUGGAUACAGAGGAUAUUUUGAAAUACUGACAGCUUCAUCCAGUAGCUGCAAGAUGUGAACAACAAUUGACACACUGAGUCUACUGUGGUACAUACACAACUUGAACAAUGUCAUCGAUGAUAUUUCCCUCUCUGUAUGUCUCCUUAGACGGGACCAAGGUGACCAUGAUAGAUCUUAUCAUAUAUGGAUUUGCCUUUGGAUUAGGAAUAUGUUCUCUGGUGCUUAACUGUGUUGUACUGGAUACCUUUAGAAAAUCAUCUCGACUUCAUGACAUGAUGGGCUAUUUCAUAACAAACAUGGCGGUUGCUGACACUCUAAUUUCCAUAUUUGUCAUUUACAACAACUUGUACAAUCUGGUAGUAUUUCAGCAUGCAACUGAAUGCUUGUUUAGAUUUGGGAUGCUGAAUGCACUGAACAUCACAUCAGUUCUCACUUUAGCAGCUCUCACAUUAGACCGUUAUUUAAAAAUCGUUCAUCCUUAUCUUCAUGAAAAACAUGUUUCAUCGUUGGGAGAAAAAAUAGCCCUAGCCAUCAUCUGGGCUGUUUCUCUUCUGGUGGGCCUUCUCCCCCUCAUGGGGUGGAGCAACAUCACACACGGAGAAUUCACCUGUAGUUACUUUGGAGCUUUCACAAAAGGCUACAUGAUUCUUAUUGUAACCAUGUUCUUCAUCCCGUUUGUCUUGAUGAUCAUUUUAUACACACAUUUGAUCCACAUUUCAAUGAAACAUGCUAGGAUGAUAGCGUCUCAGAACACAGGGGGAUCACACCCUAACAGAGCCACAUGGAAGUCCACGAAAACCGUCUGCCUCAUUAUUGGAGCUUAUUUUCUGUGCUGGGGACCAUUGGGUUUUUACAUCAUAGUAGUUAUAAGUGACAGCAGAAUAAUGGAAGGAGUCAAUGAAGGCCAAGUCUUGGCUUACCUCGCGCCCAUUGCCUUCAGUAACAGCAUUAUCAACCCUAUGAUAUAUGCAUUCAAAAUCAAUGAAGUCAGAGACAAAUUUAAAGCUUUCUGCUGCUGUUUAUGUAGAAAACACAGGACUAGUAGCAGUGACACCACCAGUGUGUUAGCCAUGUCACAAACUAGCAGCAGAAGUCCGCGGCACCAGACAAAUCAUAACAACAACAAUUCUCUGCCAAUGACUAGGAAACAAGGCAAUAAGAAUAACUCUUUGCCAAUGCAGAGAAAACAGGAGCAUGUCAUGACAAAAACAAUUAGCUGCUUCACCGUGGCAACCAAUGUGUGACAGAAUUUGCAGAAAACUAUAUAUAUUUUUACGUAUAUAUAUUAUCAUGCAAUUGAUGGAAUGUUCUGUGGCAAAACUUUGUCAUUUUACCAAACAUAUGAUGUUUCUGAUGUGUUAAUUAAUAAGCUAAUUUAUCUGUGCAUUUAAAAGAUUUUAUAGCUUUCCUCAAUAAUAAUGACUUGAAUGCCCAAAAACAUCAGCACAGUCAGAUUAUUCCUUGUAUUUCUUUUCUAAAAACUGUUUUAUUUACUAUUUAAUGUAUUACAACUCCUUUACCAAAGCUCACAGGGGAAAAUAA